Anguilla anguilla (European eel) is the source of this 2301-nucleotide messenger RNA. RefSeq names its product connexin 39.9 (gene cx39.9). Lineage: Eukaryota; Metazoa; Chordata; Actinopteri; Anguilliformes; Anguillidae. Bases 505 to 1590 code for a protein of 361 amino acids. Gene Ontology annotation, biological process: cell communication. The record is from RefSeq and is a predicted model, not a curated record. The transcript has 2 exons. Gene Ontology annotation, cellular component: connexin complex.
UUGUCCCUGCGUGCAUAACCCUCCCCUCAGACAUGAAUUAUAUUUAGAAUAUCUCUGGUGCCAGACAGAGAGCACCCCAUUGGAUAGCUAAGCUGCCACUCACCAAGUCUGAAGACAUAUCAAGCUAGCAGCACUUUAUUGUCCACAGUAGGGAGUGCAUUUGCAGCCAAAUUUAACCAAGGAGGCAAAGGAGAGUACAAACAGAAGACUUGUGUGUUUCAGCAGGACCUGAAUUCACUCUACAGGGAAAUAGGUUCCACUGAGCAAGCACUGAAUGCUUGUUCCAUUUACUUCUGUGAAAAGUUGAAAGUUGUGAAUAAUAUCAGCCCAGUUUCAGUCAAUUCAAGGACAUGAUAUUGACUGGGGGAGUUCCACUUCGCCACCUGUAUCAGUGACCUGCAUGGAUACUACAAAAAAAGAGCACUCUUCCUGCUGGAGAUGAGCGCAUUGAGAAGGUGCCCAGAUCGUCUCCCCUCGCAGAGCUAGGCCAGUACUGGAGCCAGGAUGGGGGACUGGAACCUGCUGGGGAAGCUGCUGGAGAGUGCCCAGGAGCAUUCCACGGUGGUGGGCAAAGUCUGGCUCACCGUCCUGUUCAUCUUCCGAAUCCUGGUACUGGGUGCCGCCGCCGAGAAGGUGUGGGGCGACGAGCAGUCAGGCUUCACCUGCGACACCAAGCAGCCCGGUUGCCAGAACGUCUGCUACGACAAGACCUUCCCCAUCUCGCACAUCCGCUUCUGGGUGCUGCAGAUCAUCUUUGUCUCCACACCAACGUUGAUUUACCUGGGCCACAUCCUGCACCUGGUGCGAAUGGAGGAGAAACACAAGCAGCAGGAGAAGGAGCGGGCUCAGCUCGCCCUGCAGAACGACAAGCAGCCGCUGCUCGGGAGCAAGGCCAAGAAGGCCUCGGUCCGGGACGAGCAGGGCCGCAUCCGCCUGCACGGGGUCCUCCUGCGCACCUACGUCUUCAACGUCAUCUUCAAGACCCUCUUCGAGGUGGGCUUCAUCGUGGCCCAGUACUUCCUUUACGGCUUCGAGCUCAAGCCCCUCUACACAUGCAACCGGCCGCCGUGUCCCAAUGUGGUCAACUGCUACAUCUCCAGACCCACCGAGAAGACCAUCUUCAUCCUCUUUAUGCUGGUAGUGGCCUGCAUCUCCCUCCUGCUCAACCUGGUGGAGAUGUACCACCUGGGUUUCACCAAGUGCCGCCAAGGGCUGAGGUACAGGCGCUCUCACCUCGCAUCUGAAUUGGGCUCCAAGGCUCCCAGCGAGGCUGCGGUUCCUUUCGUACCCAAUUACAACUGUUUUCCCAGGCACCAUCCUGUCCCUGGACCCUUUCAGACUAGUGCCGGGUUCAGCCUCUCACCGCUCACAGAGCCGGACUCCAUUUACCAGCCCUACAACAGCAAGGCUUACAAGCAGAACAGGGACAACCUGGCCGUGGAGCGCAACAGUAAACCCGAGGAAUGCGACCUGAAGGUGAAGAAGGGUUCAGGCUCGGCCCCGGGGUCGCCGGUGGAGAACCAGCGUCGGCCCAGCCGCUCCAGCAAGCACAGCAACAAUAAGACCAGACUGGACGAUCUGAAGAUCUGAGACCCUGCCUCUCCACUGAGGCAGUCGGAGAAACACUAGUAACUGACAUAAGCUGUUUGUGUUCUACUGAGGAUAUGUGGUCUCAUGUUCAAGCAUGAACAUACAUUGUUGUAUGCAAUGAUCAUAAUACAAGACUGUACAUGUCUUCCAACUGAAGCAAUGGGGGGUGGCAAGCACUAGUAGGCAAGGAACAAUGUAGUAUACCUUUUCGUCUGCCUAAGGUGUUUCCUCUAUGGCUGGUCCCAUGUGUCUACAAUAUUGUACUCCAGUAUGUGGGUACACUUUAAGCUAGGACUUCGCUGUUGAACAUAUUCAAGUGUUUACUUGAAACCUAUGUAUUUGCCAAAACAAGUAUUCUGAAUCCAUACAUCCAUGAGUCAGAGAUUAUGAAUACUACCACUUCUAUUAUCAUACCACUACUGUAUUAUGACUAGAGUAUUACGACAAAUAACUUGCAAACCUUUCACACACUUCUCAAAUGCUUCAAACGACAACACGCUUUAAAAAAAAAAAAAUGACCCAAUGUUCAUAUGCUAGUGCAUAAGGGUGUUUGUUUUCUUGUACCAAACACUUAAACCUGUCUUUUCCACCCAAGGGGCCUGCACUGUCAGGGUCUAAAGGAUUAUUAAAGCAAUGAUUCUUUGAUUCUUCCCCCAGCAGACAGACAAAGAAAGCACUCGGAUCAAGUUCCAAGGCACAAAUCACAAAUCA